This is a messenger RNA of Scheffersomyces coipomensis, 628 nucleotides long. RefSeq lists its product as uncharacterized. Gene Ontology annotation, cellular component: transcription elongation factor complex. Gene Ontology annotation, molecular function: RNA polymerase II complex binding. The transcript has a single exon. Gene Ontology annotation, biological process: transcription elongation by RNA polymerase II. Bases 100 to 471 code for a protein of 123 amino acids. Lineage: Eukaryota; Fungi; Ascomycota; Pichiomycetes; Serinales; Debaryomycetaceae. The record is from RefSeq and is a predicted model, not a curated record.
UUUUGUAAACACUUUUUUUUUUCACUGAAAAACCAUCAACAUCAACCAUCAACCAUCAACCAUCAAUCUAUACACUAGAAUUAAAGAACACACAACAAUAUGGGUAAGAGAAAGUCAUCGGCCAAGCCACAGAAGAAGAUCAAACAAGUGUUGGACACCACCUUCACCUGUCUCUUUUGUAAUCAUGAAAAAUCAGUCAUUUGUACCUUGGAUAAAAAGAAUUCAUUAGGGGAAUUACAUUGUAAAGUAUGUGGACAAUCCUUUCAAACCACGAUAAAUUCCUUAUCUCAACCAGUUGAUAUUUAUUCAGAUUGGAUUGAUGCUUGUGAGGAUUUAGCUGAAGAAGCUGGAGGUGAUGAUGAUGGUCAAGAGUAUAGUGAUGAUGAUGAUGAUGAUGUGAAUGAUUCUCAUAGACCUCAAACUGGUGGAGAUGGAAGUGAUGAAGAAGAAGAAGAUGAAGAUUUUGAAUAGAUGGUUCUUAUGUUUCAAAUCUACUGGUUGGGUUGGGUUAAGUUAAGUUAGGUUCUUCUUCUUCUUGUAUUCUUUCUUUUUUAAAAAAAUGCCAUGGCAUAGCAUAGCAGCAUAAUAUAGCACGUUAUAAACAUAAAUCUUCUUGUAAUAUACAAAA